AUGGCCAGUGAUAGUCCAUACAUAUAUGCCAAUUGUCGAAUGAGAAAUGGCGACAACGGGGUGACAUUUGAGUGUGAGGAUCCGAUAUUGUUUCGCACUCAGCGUGUGGAGACGUUGUCCGAUUUGAAGAGUUUGAUAUUGAGCAAGCUCGGUGGUACACAAGCGAGGAAAAUCGGAAGGGUGGCAUAUAGGUUGCUGGCACCCAUGGGUAACGGAGUCUUCCGGUUUCGACUAUUCCGACUUCUUGGGGACGAGCAUGUGCGACUGAUGGUCGACAUCCAUGGGAGGAUCAUGGUGGAGCAGGUAAUGGAGCUUUCAGCAGAGGUGGGACACAGUGGUGAUGGGAGUUCCGUACACUCGACCUAUGUACAGGACGACCGACACCUCGCACCACCGCCCAUUCAUGUCACCAUUCCAGUGGAUGAGGCAGUGGAGGGCGAGGAGGAGUCAGACGAGGAUUACGUAGCGGACAGUAUGGACAGCGACUUGUCCGAUAGUGGGGAUGAGGAUGAGUAUGUUCCGGAGACACCUGUUCAGACUGUGGCGCGCCAUGUCCUCCCUCCACCUCUCCCAAUUCCGACGCUUUCGGCACUUCCAUCUCACUAUCACAGUCUGGAUAUGGACGCCAUGCACGAGAGGACUCCGUUUCUUGACACGGAGGAAGAGGAUUACAACCUAGACGACGGUGUAGAGUUUCGGGUCGGUCACAAGUUUAGAAGUCGAGAGGCAGUGCUUCAGGGUGUGAAGAACUACAGUAUUCGAAGGAGCGCCGAAUACCGGAUGAUCGAGUCGCACCGGUUAAAGUACCAUGUGCAGUGUCGUCAAGCUAAAAAUGGGUGUCAAUGCGAUAUAUUAAGUAGGUCUAUGACAUGGUCUAAGCAAUACUGUUUUGUUGUGUUCAGGGAGGUUUGGAGGGUGGGUGGAGUGCAUAGUUGUCUAGCAGUCUGA
Arachis ipaensis is the source of this 948-nucleotide messenger RNA. RefSeq lists its product as uncharacterized. Lineage: Eukaryota; Viridiplantae; Streptophyta; Magnoliopsida; Fabales; Fabaceae. The record is from RefSeq and is a predicted model, not a curated record.